This is a messenger RNA of Cetraspora pellucida, 142 nucleotides long. The record is from the annotation of a GenBank genome assembly. Lineage: Eukaryota; Fungi; Glomeromycota; Glomeromycetes; Diversisporales; Gigasporaceae.
AAGUUUAAAAUCAGUUAAAAAAGUUUUAUUAGAAAAAGCAAUAACUAAUCAGCAAGCUGCCUUCUUAUUAACAGAUAUUGAUCAAGAAUUUGAAAUUAUAACAAUGUUUUUAGCUGACUAUUUUUUUAUUAUAAAAAAUUAA